Messenger RNA from Gadus chalcogrammus (walleye pollock), 1421 nucleotides. It is a transcript of the gene nfkbid, whose product is annotated as NF-kappa-B inhibitor delta. Gene Ontology annotation, molecular function: protein binding. NCBI's taxonomy places the organism in Eukaryota, Metazoa, Chordata, Actinopteri, Gadiformes, Gadidae. Gene Ontology annotation, biological process: regulation of gene expression. The record is from RefSeq and is a predicted model, not a curated record. The transcript has 12 exons. Gene Ontology annotation, cellular component: nucleus. The coding region runs from base 61 to 1413 and encodes 450 amino acids.
GUGAGGGAUCAGAGAGACAACGCUCUGACCUGGAACACAGUCGGCAGCUGAAGACAGAAGAUGCACUGGGAGAAAUCACCGAAGGAAAAGCUGUGCUACCCUCCGCCCACGGUGAAGGAGCUCCUGGAGCAGAAGAGGAAGCGGGAGGCUCUGUGUGAGGAUCCUUCAGAGGGUCAGUCCUGCUCGCUUGCAGGAACCAGCCCUGAGGCCUUCACUGCACCGCCGAGCUCCUCAGCAGCCCAGUCCACGAGUUCUACAGGGGCCCCAGCCGAAUACCCAGACAUGGCCCUGAGCGAGCAGCAGUGGGCCCCGUCAGCAGAGAGCUACUACGGCCCUGGGUCUCUGUGGUCCGCCUACCCGGCCCCGGCCAGGGACCCGGCCCCGGCCAGCUACAGCCUCCCGCUGGAGGCGUACCAAGCCACCGCCAUGCCCCACACAUACUGCUCUGCUAAGGACGCCGCUCCAGGGCCGUUCUGGCCCCCAGACGUCGCCCCGGGCCCCGGCCCCGGCCCCCAGCUGGACCCCCAGGGGCUGGCCGAGGCCCGGCAGACAGUCCGGGAGAUGGACUACGCCCGGCAGGACGAGGACGGGGACACGAUCCUGCACAUCUACUCUGCCAAGGGCCUCCGCGAGUGGGCCUACGCUGCUGCUGAGAAGCUCCGGGGCCUCGGUCGUCUGGACGCCAGGGAGCACAAGGGCAAGACCGCUCUGCUGGUGGCCGUGACCGCCAACCAGCCCCAGAUCGCCCUGGACCUGCUGUCGCUCGGCGCCGACGUCAACGCCUGCGACGUCAACGGGCAGACGCCGCUGCAUCUCGCCGCCAGCAGCGGCUUCCCCGCGGUGCUGCAGGUCAUCCUCUCCUCAGGACACGCUGUGCAAAUGGAAGCCUGCAAUUUUGAAGGUAUGACCCCCCUCCACUGCGCGGCGGUGGCCCACUGCGCCAGCAUCAGACCCCCGUCCGGGCCCCGGGCCCGGGACCCCGGCCUGCAGAGCCCUCCAGUGGACCGGCUGUCCUGCCUCUACCUGCUGCUGAGCGCAGGAGCCUCGCUGGUCAGCCAGGAGAUCAAGAGCAACAUGACGGUGCUGCACGUGGCUGUGAAGGAGGGCAACAUCGAGCUGGUCCGCUACCUGCUCCGGAUCCCUCUGCCCAACAGGCAGGACUUUGUCAACAUGAAGGCUCACGGCCACACGGCUCUGCACAUGGCAGCCAGUCUCCAUGGCAACGCGCACCAGAAGGAAGCGCUGCAGCUGCUGCUUCGCGAGGGGGCGGACCCCAGCGUCCGCAACCAGGAGCACCUCCAGCCCGCUCAGAUGCUCCAGAGAGGACCUGAGGGGGAGCAGCUGAAGCUCCUGCUGAGGAGGCGCGGAGCGACUGCCCGGCGCUCACGGUCCUCCUCUCAGGACCAGGUCUAACCAGAACG